Molecule: messenger RNA, 543 nt
Organism: Lotus japonicus
Lineage: Eukaryota; Viridiplantae; Streptophyta; Magnoliopsida; Fabales; Fabaceae
Exons: 3
Coding region: 1-543 (180 amino acids)
Source: RefSeq, a predicted model, not a curated record
AUGCGAGCAGAUGCUAAUCCAUGUCGAAGACCUAUAGAAGACUCGAAGAAUAGAGUCGGGUGUAAGGCUAGAGCCUUUUGGGAAAAUUCGACUGAAAAGAAACCUGAUCAUUGGGACUUAUUUGAAAGGACUCACAAACGAAAAAAUGAUCCCACAAAAUGGGUUUCCCCAUUAGCAGAGCAGUUUGCGGUUGAUUUUGAAACACAAAUUGUUGCAAGAGACUCACAGGAGAAUGAAGAUGGUGCCCACAAAAAAUCAAAUGAUGACAUCUACUUAGAGGUUGUUGGGGGUGCGAACAAGAAGGGGCGGAUUUAUGGAUUAGGUGCAGAGGCUGGAAAGUUCAAACAUUCUAAGGCCACAUCAUCUCAUGGCGUCUCACCCUCAGAGUAUGAGACAAUGAGAAAUCUUGUUUCUACUUUAACAGAGGAGAACAAGAAGCUAAAGGGAAAAAUGAAGACAUAUGAUGAAAAAUUUGAAUACAUGGACAGAUUCAUGGAGAGCUUUCCUCAAAGCCUGGCUUCACGCUGUAAGAUCAAGUUUUGA